This is a messenger RNA of Quercus lobata, 1588 nucleotides long. RefSeq names its product AP2-like ethylene-responsive transcription factor At1g16060. Lineage: Eukaryota; Viridiplantae; Streptophyta; Magnoliopsida; Fagales; Fagaceae. Gene Ontology annotation, molecular function: DNA binding; DNA-binding transcription factor activity. Gene Ontology annotation, biological process: regulation of DNA-templated transcription. The coding region runs from base 201 to 1286 and encodes 361 amino acids. The transcript has 8 exons. The record is from RefSeq and is a predicted model, not a curated record.
GGUCACAGAAUACGUACCUAGCUCCUUGCCGGCCCGUCCUCUCUAGUUUGACAGCCCAUACUGUUCUGACUCCAUUCUUUUGCCUCUUAUAUCAUUGCCAAUUGUCACCCUUUAUAAUCCUUCUCAUUCUAGGACUUAGUCAUAUCUCUCUCUCUUAACAUUUUUUCUCUCUCUCAUAUUCAUCUUUUUCAUUGACUUUCAUGGCGAAAUUAUCACAGAAAACCAAGAAAAACAAUGCAAACAGCAGUAACAAUGACAAUAACAAUAACACUAAUAGCUCUAACACUGUCACAAAGGUGAAACGAACAAGGAGAUGUGUCCCUAGAGACUCUCCUCCUCAACGUAGCUCAAUAUAUCGAGGGGUCACAAGGCAUCGAUGGACAGGACGAUAUGAAGCUCAUUUGUGGGAUAAGAACUGUUGGAAUGAAUCCCAAAACAAGAAAGGAAGACAAGUCUAUCUUGGUGCCUAUGAUGACGAAGAAGCAGCUGCACAUGCUUAUGACCUUGCAGCACUGAAAUACUGGGGUGAAGAAACCAUUCUUAACUUUCCGUUAUCAAUAUACCAUAAACAAAUCAAAGAAAUGGAGGGUCUAUCAAGAGAAGAAUAUAUUGGAUCAUUGAGAAGGAAAAGCAGUGGUUUUUCUCGAGGAGUUUCAAAAUAUAGAGGUGUUGCAAGGCAUCAUCACAAUGGAAGAUGGGAAGCUCGAAUUGGUCGAGUCUUUGGAAAUAAAUAUCUCUAUCUCGGGACAUAUGCUACCCAAGAAGAAGCUGCUACUGCAUAUGACAUGGCGGCUAUAGAAUACCGUGGACUUAAUGCAGUCACAAACUUCGAUCUUAGUCGUUACAUCAAAUGGCUAAAACCCAAUAAAGAUAAUAGUAGUAACAGUACUGAUUAUAAUCCCAGUCUCCAUAUUCCUAAUGUCGAACCUAAUUUAACACCGAACCCUAAUAACCAAGAACUUGCAUCAACUUUCCUCCACAACCAACAAACAUACAGCUCAGGAGAAACCUUGCUGACUCAACCCCAACCAGCUGCAACUGCCACAUCAGCCCUAGGGCUUCUGCUUCAGUCCUCAAAGUUUAGGGAAAUGAUGGAGAUGUCAUCGGAUGCCGAAUGUUCACCAAUGCCAUCGGAGUCUGACCCGCCACAAUGCUCAUUUCCUGAUGAUAUACAAACAUACUUUGAUUAUCAGGAUUCAAGUGUUUAUGGUGAAGGAGAUGACAAUAUCUUUGGUGAGCUCAAGUCAUAUGUGCCACCAGUAUUUCAGUGUGAUUUUGACACUUAGAAGAGAAGAGAUUAAUAAGUAGUCAAAUGCAUGGGGGAGUUGGGUUUAUUGGUAUAUGACAUACUAUUUGGGCGCUUUUUUUUUUUUUGUGGUCAUGAAAGAUAUUGUUGGAUUGAACAACAACAUGAUCAAGAGGUUAACAAAGAAGAUUUUUUAAUUUUGACUUUACACUUCUCAUAAUGGAGGAGUAGACUAAUGUUAUUAUUUGGUUCAUUCCUUCUAGAUGUAAAGAAGAAUAGGCAUUUGGUAAUCAACAUUCUUUCUACCAAUCAAGAAUAAUAAGUACUUAUGCCUUUUCUUAA